CCGUAAGGAACUUUGCACAAAAAAAAAAACACAGCAACGGCAACAAAAACAGCCGGAGGAGCAUCAUCAUAGACAACGGUUGUCCCUCCCGCCCCGUCUCUCGGUCUUCGUUUGUGCCACCCGACCGGGCUGCAUACAACCCAACAACUUCAGUCUACACUUGAUAUAUAUACAGAUAUAUAGUAUAUACAUAUACGUAUAUAUACAAAAUAUAUAUAAAACAAAAACGAUCGAUUCUCGUGUGCGCGUGUGCGAGUGUGUGAGUGCGUGUUGCAUAUAUAGAGCCGACGGUUGCGACGACUUUGCUAUAUAAUCGGGUGUGCGGCUACGCACACAAAUACAGACAGAUACAGAUACACCCAUCGCUGCUACAGAUACAGCUGCAGAUACAUGAAUAUAUAUGCAUGCGUGUGUGUGUGUGUGUAUAUAUCUAGCCAAAGUAGAAGAUAUAUAUGCGUAUAAGCUGAACGCGGCGCACUCUGCUCUGUUUUUUCUUUUAUAAUUACUUUUGGCUAAAAUUAGAAAACGUGUGUGUUGCGCCAGUGAGUGUGUGUGUGUGAGUGUGUCUGCCUCACUAGUACUAGUAUCUGUGUCUGGCUAUAUCGCUGGUACAUCAUCAUCAUCAUCAUCAUCAUAGUCGUCGUCAGAGACGAUGUCUUCUGCGGCCGUGUGUGUGCCAGAAAACACUCGUCGCCAGUGAAUCAGACUACGACUACGGCUACGGGCUAUAUAGACAUCGGGCGAAGAUCGCGUAUACGGCCAGACAAACAUUAUCUUCUAUCAUAUAACUUGCAGCGGCGAGGAUAACACUUACAACUCGGCGACGAAGACGCCGCACACACGACCCAACCGAUCUCCGAUCCGAUCCGAUUCGAUACGAUCCGUUCCCGAUUCGGCAGCCGAAGCCGAGGCCGAGACCGAGACGAGCCGAUCUCUCAUAUCUCGCGCGCGUGAAAAACCUCGUGAAGGAAAAAUCAAACGCCACGCGACCUUACCUCUCUCUCUCUCUCGUUCGAUUGGGGGGGCGUGCAGCGGGGCGUGGCCGUGCGUCGACUCCAAAGCGCUCAAGUGAAACGUGUAGCUGAACAACAACAACAACAACAACAAAAACAACAAGAAUUCUAAACAAAAUUUAUUUAUUCGAAAGAUAGUUUUGGCAAAGUUAAAAAAAGAGAAAAAAACGCGACGGACAAACAAAAUGAGUCACCAGCAACAGCAACAGCAACAACAGUAUCUGUGGCAUACAGCAAAGUGUUAACAAAUUAAUGCUACAAAUAGUGAAAAUCAGCAGCAGUCGAAAAAAACAUUCUUACCCCCAAUUGCAUCUCUCGCCCGAGCAAUCUGUGUCUCUCUUGCCCCUGCUGUCGCUCAAAAUGCUACGAAAUUAUCGAAAGUAUUUGCAGGAUAAACGGAAAUACGACAAGGCACAACGAGGACGCAGCAGCAGCAGCAGCAGCAGUAGCAGCAGCAGCAAAAUUUGUCACGAUUAAACGCGAUUCAAGAAGAAGGAUAUACAACCAGCUGGAAACGGAAUCCCCAAAGAAGGAGCCACUCCAGAAGCAACUGCAACGGUUAGAACUGAGCUUUUAGCCAGACGAGGAAGAUCCUUUCAGAUUUUGUACAUAAAAUCAGGGCAAUAGCAACAACAAUUUUGGAGGACGCCAUGUAUGCGCAACAUUUGCGCAAAUGGAGUCUAAAAACAAAAAAGCCACUAAUGCCAUUGAUAUUGCUAAUAAUCUACGUCAGCAACAUGCUGCUGCCGACGACAGCAGCAGCCGCAGUGGCAGCCACACAGCAACAGUUGCAGCAACAACAACCACAGCAACCACAAAGAUUAUGGGAAGGCAGUGCAGAAGAAAGCAGCUACUAUAUACCACUGAGUUUGGAUAAUGGCAGCGGGAGCAGCAGUGAAAGCGCCAAGAGCACUGGCAGUAGUACCAGGGGCAGUGGCAGCAGCAGCAGCAGCCUCAGUAGCAGCAACAUCGACAACAAUAUCUUAAGUAGGCUGCUCAGCCGCACCAGCAAUAGUCUUAGUAGCCGUAGCAAUCUUAAGUUAAAGCCAGCAACAGUAUUCGACGCCGGCAGCAAUGCAGCUGUACAGCAACUGCAACAAGAGCAACAGAAGCAACAGCAGCAAGUGCCACAUGCUGCUGCCGCCGUGUCAAUGCAGCAGUCAAUGCAAAAAGUUCCAAAUACUUUAAUAAAUAGUCAAAUAUAUAAUUUAUUAAACAAUGGCAGGCCCAGCGAGGCGGCGAGCAGUAAAAUGCGUCGCCAUAUACCAACAACUCAGCUGCAACAGCAGCCACAGCAGCCAAAGUUGCAACAACCCAGCUUACCGCGGCCCGUAAGCAAUUACAGUAGGCGAGCCACGCAAAGCUAUCUCAUCGAGUCCUACGAAGUGCCAGACAGCCAGAUUUCGGAUGAGGACAGUCCGGAGCAGGCGGCGCGCAAUCGACGAGACGGCAACCAGCGGCCACUUCGCUCCGGCCAUCGCCAGCAGCUGCAGCAGGACAAGCGGGAUCAUCGCCGCCAGCGUCAGCAUCAGCGACAGGAGCAGAGACUGCGCCAACACGAGCCCACGCAGAAGCAGCAGCAGCAGCGGAGGAAGCAUCCCCGGAAGCACAGGGGACGACAGCGGGCCGGACGCUACUGCUCGGCCCGGGAUCCCGCCCAGCUGGCCUACUCGGCGCCCACCGUCUUCCAAGGCGUAUUCAUCUCCAUGUCGGCCGACCGGCGGGUCAACUUCUCGGCCACCAUGAAGGUGCUCAAGGUGUACAAGCAGCAGCGGGAUCUGCAGCUACCCCAGCUGGUCCGGCUGCAGUUCGCCCUGCGCAACGCCAGCGGCGAGUGCGACAUCUACAGGGAGCGGCUGCUGCCGCGGGGAGUACUCCGAUCCGGUAACGAUCUGCAGCAGUCCUCGGAUAUAUCCUACAUGAUGUUUGUCCAGCAAACGAAUCCGGGCAACUUUACCAUCCUCGGCCAGCCCGUGCGGGUCACCCACUCGGUGAUGGAAUCGGUCAAAAUGGCUGUGAGCGAAAAUUAUGCACAGAACGCAUCGAUCACGUCGAUCACCUCGGUGCCGAGCAACACGACCAUCGAAAAUGGCCGGGAGCUGCGUAUUGUUUGCAAGGUGUCCGGCCAGCCCCCGCCGAAGGUCACCUGGUUCAAGGAUGACAAGUCCAUCAAUCGAAAGCGCAACGUUUACCAAUUCAAGCAUCACAAAAGACGCUCCGAGCUGAUUGUGCGCUCCUUCAAUAGUUCCUCCGAUGCGGGCAAGUACGAGUGCCGUGCCAAGAACAAAGUCAGCAAGGCGAUCAUCAAGCGCCGCAUCAUGAUCAAUGCCUAUCCAGUUGCCUCUCGGCCGGACCAGACUCGCAGCUCGGGCACCCCCUGUCACUUUAUUGACUUCUGCUUCCACGGCGGCACCUGCAUGCUGAUCCCGGAUGUGAACGAGUUCUACUGCAAUUGCCCGAACGGAUACUUCGGCGAACGUUGCGAGAACAGUAGGCCCGACAGUAGGUACAGCAAUAGUAAUCCCGAAUUUUGCGACAAUUAUCAUGGAGAUAUUUUGUUGCAAUCUACGGCCAAAUACAAUACAUACCUUAAAUAACGACUAUUAAUGCAUAGAGUUUUGUUUUAUUAUUUUUAUGAUUUUUAUAAACGAAAAAAAAAAUACGAAAAACGAAAACCAAUCCCGCAAUCCAAGAACAUCGACAAUUGUAAUUUUUUUAUUAUAACGAAAAAUUAGAUAAUUUGUUGCGCUGUCAGAUUAAGCCCGAAAUCCGAAUGCCAUUACCAUUCACACAAUUUGCAACUACAAAAAAUUGUAAACCAUUCAAAAUACUCGUACUUGGGAGCCUCCUCGACCCCUGAGUGUCCCUCCUUUUCCACAGUCAAAAGAUACAGAUCCAGACUGACUUUUGCUAUAGGUUCUGUUUGGGAAUAUUUUGAAUAUGAAAAGCUGAAACUAAAAUUAAAAUAGAAUCUGACAUAAUUAAUAAAAUUAUUUUAUUGCAAAGAGAAGCGGAAAGCGAAAAGUAUAACCGAUUUUGACCCUGAACCGACUGUCACUGACACUGUUGCGCUUUUGUUGUUGUAUCAUAGACAUUAAAGAAAGAGAUCAAAGCUUGACGUAGCCGAGAACGUUGUAAUAAAUCCUGUAAAUAUCUCUCGUUUUUAACUAACGUUAAGUUUUGUGUACAUUUCAACUAAGUUAAUGCCACCAGCCCUUCUUUAACCAUAAUUUAUUAUUGUAUUUAAUUACACCUACAUAAAUUAUAAAAUUUGUAUCUUUAAGCUCACACAUACACACACACACCCAACACCCUCUCACACACACACACAUACACACUAUAAAGAUACUUAAUUUCGAAAUACUAUUUUAUUUGUCCUUGUUUCUGAUUUUGCAUAAUAUUUGAAAACUGAAAUGGAAAAACAUGUACGAUGUAUAAUUGCAAAUUUAGUUACGUUUUUUUUCUCACUGUGUAUGUUGACAUCAGUUUUUAUGGCUAGGCGUAAACGAGAUUAUUUUUAGUUUUAUUCGUAAGUGGAAAAUUUUUUAUAUAUUUAAUUAUUGAAAGAUUUAUACCAA
Drosophila obscura is the source of this 4591-nucleotide messenger RNA. It is a transcript of the gene vn, whose product is annotated as protein vein. The record is from RefSeq and is a predicted model, not a curated record. Gene Ontology annotation, molecular function: signaling receptor binding. NCBI's taxonomy places the organism in Eukaryota, Metazoa, Arthropoda, Insecta, Diptera, Drosophilidae. The coding region runs from base 1664 to 3610 and encodes 648 amino acids. Gene Ontology annotation, biological process: nervous system development; animal organ development; intracellular signal transduction. The transcript has 6 exons.